Molecule: messenger RNA, 1232 nt
Organism: Vicia villosa (hairy vetch)
Lineage: Eukaryota; Viridiplantae; Streptophyta; Magnoliopsida; Fabales; Fabaceae
Product: ACT domain-containing protein ACR11-like
Exons: 10
Coding region: 154-1014 (286 amino acids)
Cellular component (GO): chloroplast stroma; chloroplast thylakoid membrane
Source: RefSeq, a predicted model, not a curated record
UACAUUUUCUUCUCACCAAAAAAUCAAAACAUAAUAAGAUAUCAAUGAAUCUAUCAACCGCUUUUUCUCUUCUUUCUUCCUCUUCCAUCCCUUCUUCAAUACCCACAUUCCAAUUUCUCUAACCUUUUUCUCUGAAAUCAUCAUUUUCAAGAAAUGGCUAUGGCUGUCACUGCUUCCAGUCUUGGAUUUCACUUCACUGCUGCUACUGAAAAACCUGUUUUCUCUCUUCCUUUUUUGAAGGUAUCUUCUAGGUUUAGUGAUACCAAGCCACGUUACUUUCUUCAUAAAACAAGAUUGUUAUCCUCUGGAACUACGAUUAUCCGUCGAGCCGCAGCACCUGUUACGGAUGUGCAGGAUGGUAAUCAAGGUGAGACUGAUACCGUUCCGACCCCGAUAGUUAUAAUUGACCAAGACUCUGAUCCAAAUGCAACUGUGGUAAAGAUAACUUUUGGUGAUCGGCUUGGAGCUCUCCUUGACACAAUGAGUGCACUAAAAAGCUUAGGCCUCAAUGUUGUUAAGGCAAAUGUCUUUCUGGAUUCUUCUGGCAAGCACAACAAGUUUUCCAUCACAAAAGCUGAUACUGGCAGAAAAGUCGAAGAUCCAGAGUUGUUAGAAGCAAUUCGUUUGACAAUUAUAAAUAAUCUGAUUCAGUAUCACCCGGAAUCAAGUUCUCAGUUAGCAAUGGGAGCAGCUUUUGGGCUUCUACCUCCAAAAGAGCAGGUUGAUGUGGACAUUGCAACUCGCAUAAAUAUUUCUGAAGAUGGUCCUAAUCGAAGUUUGUUCUAUGUGGAGACAGCUGAUCACCCUGGAUUACUCGUCGAGCUUGUAAAAAGUAUUACUGACAUUGACAUUGCUGUUGAAUCUGGAGAAUUCGACACUGAGGGGCUCUUGGCCAAGGCGAAGUUUCAUGUUAGCUACAAGGGCAAAGCGAUCAGCAAGCAGCUUCAGCAGGUUCUUGCUAACAGUUUGAGAUAUUUCCUGAGGCGUCCGACAACCGAGGAAUCCAGUUUUUGAAGGGCAUCUCUUUCAAUUUAAACAAUUUGCAUGACAUUAUAUUUUCUUUUGAAGUGUAACCACCAUCAUGGGUUGGUGAAUGCUUGCAUUCAUUAUUCAUUUGGAAGAGAAAUGAAGAAUAACUGGAAUGCAUUUACAUCAUUAAACUGAAUUAACAAGGAUAUGAUUGUAAAGUUACUUUUGCUAAUUUCUUACAUAAAAUUAUUUGCAACUUCAAA